Messenger RNA from Erythranthe guttata (spotted monkey flower), 1201 nucleotides. The record is from RefSeq and is a predicted model, not a curated record. NCBI's taxonomy places the organism in Eukaryota, Viridiplantae, Streptophyta, Magnoliopsida, Lamiales, Phrymaceae.
GAGAAAUGGGGUUCGAAGAAUACAAGCCAAUAAUAGUGAUGGUAGUAUGUCAGUUCAUAUACUCGGGAGUGACGCUAACUGGAAGAGCUGCUCUUCUUCAAGAUAUGAGCUCUAGGGUUUUUGUUGUCUACAGGCAAUCCAUUGCUUUCUUCAUUAUUGCUCCCAUUGCUAUUUUCUCUAGGAGAGGAACAAAGGGAUGUUUUAUGGGAUGGAAGACCUUCGGUUUGAUUUCUUUGCUCUCUUUCGUCGGUUAUGGCAGCGUGACAGUUAACCAGAACGUAUAUUUCGAGGGUUUGUACUUAUCCUCGUCAUCAGCUGCAAGUGCACUCGCCAAUUUGGUGCCUGCUAUUACAUUUAUCAUGGCUUAUAUCUUGGGAUUAGAAAAAGUCGAGCUGCGAAGCAUGAGAAGUGUGGCGAAGAUCAUCGGAACAAUUUGCUGCGUAAGUGGUGCAGCUGCAAUGGCAUUAUUGAAAGGUCCUAAAUUACUAAACACAAUUGAAUUCCAUAAUAAUAAUCAGACAACAAAAGACACUUGGUUCCUAGGUUGUUUGUUUCUCCUAGGUAGCACUUUCUGCUGGUCUAUUUGGCUAAUUCUCCAGGUGCAUGUAACUGCUUGCUACCCAGAUCAUCUUUCACUAACAGCAUGGAUGUGUUUAAUAGCAGCAAUCCAAUCCGGAAUAUUGACACUAAUCGUCGAGCCGAAUACGAGUUCGUGGAAAUUAACUUCACCCCUUCAACUAUUUUGCUGCUUUUAUGCUGGUUUGGGAUCAGCAGUUACAUUCUUUGCACAAGCAUGGUGCAUUGCAAGGAGAGGGCCACUCUUUUCUGCUAUGUUCAAUCCUCUGUGCACUGUCAUUGUCACGGUUUUUGCGUGUGUUUUUGUGCACGAAGAGUUGUACACUGGAAGCUUAUUAGGUGGAUUGGCUGUGAUUGUUGGACUUUACGUUGUGCUAUGGGGCAAAGCAAAAGACCAUGAAGAUGUAAUUAGUGAAGAUCAGAGCAGCCAAUUAGCUUCAGAUAAUAGUACAAUUAGCUGCAUAAUUGAUUUGGGAGUGCCACUUUUGCCUGAUAAAACAUCAAUCAAUUAAGGGAUUAUUAUGUAAUUAAUCUUGGAUUAGUACUCUGGUUAAUCAGUCUUGGAAUAUCACAGCCAUUCAAUUAAAUUAGCUCCCUUAAUAUUUUUAUUCAUUAUCUUUUUUUU